Messenger RNA from Pomacea canaliculata, 2519 nucleotides. RefSeq lists its product as uncharacterized. NCBI's taxonomy places the organism in Eukaryota, Metazoa, Mollusca, Gastropoda, Architaenioglossa, Ampullariidae. The record is from RefSeq and is a predicted model, not a curated record. The coding region runs from base 188 to 1303 and encodes 371 amino acids. The transcript is spliced from 4 exons.
CAAUGUUAUGAAAUUUCUUGACCUCUAGAGCAGAGGCUCGGGAUGUGUGUUUGUAUACAGGCGAAUUUGAAGAAGAAUUUGAUAGCAACACUUUCCUAAAGUGACUAGGAAAGAAAUUCUUUCUGCGUUUGACCUUCGUUUUUAAUUUCUCUUGUUUAACUCAGCCUUGUUUCUGAGGUAGAAUAAGAUGACUAAGGGAACAGGAUUUCGGCCAAAGCUUUUUCCACCAAGGGGAAGGACAUUACAGCAUAGCCAAAAACCCUUUAUCACCUGUUUCUUGGUCUCGCUGAGCAUUGCUGUCCUGAUCCUGGUGGUUUUUGGUCUAACAGCAUAUAAUAUUUACCACAACCGUUUUGGUGUCAUCGAGAGAACAUUGCAUUCUGGAGAUAUGGUAUCCUUAAGAGAGUAUGGAAAAGAUCUGUCGCCUAUUUUUUGCUCAGGAUACACCGUGGAACUGAAGGAAAAUUCAACUGCCUUCUUGCUGCAAAGCAGGGCAGAGCUGGACAUUCAACAUUUGGAAAAUUUUACAUUUUCUCUCAUUUUCCAACCACUGAGGGAAGAUUUCAGAUACCGUAUAUAUUACCUGCUUCCCAAGUCCAGACUUUCUAUAACAGCCUGCAGGAUUGCCUUUGGAGAGAGGUCAUCACAAUAUGAUGAUGACGUAGAAAUAGGCAUCAUCAUUGGUGCUGAUAUUUUCAAGAACUGGCUACGGAAUCCCAAUUCAAAAUACUUCUACAAGAAUGUUUCUGUUCCCAUAAAUGCAACAUGUGAAAAGCCAUAUUCACCAUUGCCCCAGCUAGACAUUGUUGUGCAAUUCCCAGAUACGUACCACAUUGUUUUGCACUCAAGGCAUAGGCCCAGGUACAUCGAUAUGGAACUCGAAAGGGAUAUCAAAAUGACAGCAAAUAUCAGCCGAACCCGCUACAAUGUUAGCAGUGCCCUCAGCAUAUGCACUUCCACACAAAAGUCUUGCUAUUUCCCUCUCAGCUGGGAAGACUCCGAAGACAUUGUUGUGGAGAUAGGGGAUCGCAGUGAGCAGCAAGACACAGAGUCAACCUUCAACACAGCUUGCAAUGAACGCGUUGUUUUCUGGGUUUGUAUCUUUGGGGUGCUUCCGUUAACCCUUGUCCUGCUGUCAUCUCUUUGUUGUACCUAUGUUCUUGUGUGCAACCGCAGCUUGGAAUCAAAAUAUCAGUUGGAAUCAGCCAGUACCAGUCAAGGUUAUGGAGCUACUGAAAACUGUCGCCCACUAAGAUCAGCAGCACAGACAGAGGACGAAUAUACUUCUUCUAUUCAAAACUAGCUGUUUCAUGACGCUUAAAGACAUAGUUUAGGAUAAUAAAUCUGUGAUAGUUCAAACGUUUUUGGCAGCUGUGCUGCUGCUUUGGCAGUUUGGAUGUGUUCUGGAUGAAUCUUAAUUUCAUGAAAAUUAUAUUUUCAGGUUUUCACAUUUUCAUCAAUAUGAGUUCAUUGUACUGCUUUUGAAACAAUUUUACUUUCUUGGUCAAUGUUGCUGUAUCUGAAAGACUCUACACAUUAAUCCCAAUGAUUUAUAUUGAUCCAAGAGGGAGUUGGGAUGUAAGCUUAAAAUGUACAAAUUUGUGGGCAUUUGUUAGAAAGAAUUGACUGGAACUCUUAGGGUAAGAGGAGAGUUAAGAGGCCAAAGCAGACUUCAAAAACAACAACAACGAGCGAGGCAAAGGAGGUCAGAACCACAUGGGCCCAACUGAGGGGGGCUACCCAAAACCAGGUCCACUGGCAAAGUGUUGUUGCAGCCCAAUGCUUGAGGACUAACAAGGAAUAAACUAAACUAUAAGAAAGAAAUGGGAAAAGAGAAAUGUGUAAUUCUCCCUGGUCAUUGGUUUCCUUGGUCCUUAUCUUCUGACAUUACUGUUUUGAUAAAAUGCAUACUAUUUGAAUGUUUUUUGCUUGAAAAUGUUUGCUUAUUGUUGAUGUGUAUUCUUAAUUUCUGGAUCAUUCCCAUGAUUUAAUUGUUUUUGUUUUUAGCCUUGUUGUUGCCAACAGACUCUGGACAUUAAAUGUUCAAUCCCCAUACCCCACUGAAGACCUUCAUGCAAUAGAUUAUAGAGUUUGUCUUUACAUGAACUAUUUAUUGGUACAUAAGUUAUGUUAUAAGUUUACUCAUAGUUAUGUAGUGUUUAUCAAUAUUUACCAUUUGCUCAUGGUCCGAUAGUUUUCAGGUGUUAAGCUUAAGUGGAAGUAAAAGCUUGGUGACAAAUUUAUUCAUUUUAGAGGGAGCACUGUCAAAAUAACUUAUUGUGUAUUUUCAUUGUCUUUUAGCAGCUUUAUUUCAGAUGAAUAAUAGUUUCAUUGACUAGGAACUUCUCUGUCUUUUCCUUUUUUAAACUGUAUUUGUUGGUUAUUGUAUUUAAUAGACCAGGGAUGCACAACCUACGGCCCGCAGGCCAUAUCCGGCCCGCGAAACUUCUGCCCACAGUGCAGGAAAUCGGCAUGUUAGUAAUAAAAGAAGACCUUAAAAAAACGAAAAAAAAAAAAAA